GCCUAUGAGUCAAUGCUCAAGUCCAGGCAUACUAUACUAGUUCAGUACAUGUAAGCUGUACAAAUUGAUAGAGCUGAUUUUAGCAUUAUUACAACAGUAUGAUGCUAUAUUUUCAUUAACCUGGAUGCAGUUUGGGAUAUAUAACAUACACAAGUAGACUUGCAGCUAGCUAGGAUCAAGGAACUUAUCAGGCAUCAGGAAUUAAACAUAGCCGAUAUAUACAUGCUAUAGAAAAAGUCAUGUGGAAAUCAGAACAAUCACUGAUGACAUCUCUGGGUCCCGUCAGAGGGCACCACAAGAAAACGACUAACAAACAGAAAUAUGAACGAGACGUCACAAAAUCAUUUCUUCGUGCAGCACAGUUUGGCAGAACAAAAUGCAUGGAAACGUUACUUUGUGAAUUAUGGAAUAUGCCUUCACAGGAGGUGCUGAUGACCCAAAAUGCAGCAUUACUAACAGCUGCAAAAAAUGGACAGUUACGAUGUAUAAAACUGCUCCUUGAUCAAGGUAUCAAUGUGAAUGUCAACAAAAUUGACUGGAACAAGAACACAGCACUGAUGCACGCAGCGAGACAAGGCCACACGCAGUGUCUCAAGUACCUCAUCUACAUGGGGGCAGAUCUCAAAGUCCUCAGCGUUAACAAUCAGACUGCGUUAGAUGUUGCCUGUGAAGAGGGAAAACUGGCUUGUGUUAAAAUACUUCUCAAACAUGGCGCAGAGGUCAACAAAUGGCAAGAGUGUGGUGGAAAAAGUCCACUGAUGUAUGCCUCAGAGCAUGGCCAUCCAGAGAUUGUACAAUUGUUGCUUGAUUAUGGGGCUAUUGUAAAUGAAACUGAUAGAAACCAUAUGAAUGCAUUAGCAUAUGCAACUGUCAAAGAUAACAUUAAAUGUGUGAAAGUGCUGCUCGCACAUAAAGCCGAAGUGAAUAUUUCAUUUGGAAAGUUGAAUUCAACGCCACUGCACCAUGCAGCCAUGAAUGGGCAAAUGGAGGCUAUGGGCAUGUUGAUAGAGCAUGGCGCCUUUUUGGACAAGCUAGACAAAGAAAAGUGGAGUCCACUGAUGUAUGCAUUCGACAAAGAAAACCUGGAGUGCGUUAAGAUAUUGCUCAAACAUGGAGCUAGCCCCAAUGUAACGUACCAAGAAUUUGAUGAUAAACGCUCACUCCUGAUGCAUGCUAUUGAACUGAGACACACGUCACGUGUCGAGUUACUUCUAUCUGAGGGGGCCAACAUUAACCAGACUGAUGCUAAUGGAGCCACUGCUCUGCUUCACGCUGCCAAACAGUCAAAUAUUCCCUAUAUGAGAAUGCUUCUUAAUAAUGGAGCCCAUUUAAGUACAACUGCUUGCGACUUCUGUGGUUCAGCCGUCAACCUUUGUUACGACACAGAAGUGUUACAUCUUCUUGUAUUCUAUCUCGGUUGCUUUAAAUGCAAAUCUGAUAUUAAGAAGGACCAAUUGAAAUACCCGCUGCCAGAUGAACAGAUAGCUGAUACAGUGAGUAAAAUAUUAACAGAAACCAUGAGCUUAAGACAUCAGGCGAGAAUGUCCGCACGUCAGGCUUUAACAUCAAAGACACCUGGCAUCGGGGAAAAAUGUAACAACCCUAGCAAGAAUCACAUCACUGCUAAAUGGUUUAAUGAGAGUGUCAACACACUACCAUUGCCCAAUCAAGUCAAAGAAUACAUCAAGUUCAAAGAACUAUAAACACUAAAUUAUAAGAAUAGAGUUAGUGUAUAGUCAUAAUAUUUCCUUGGAAUAAGUAAAAUACAGGUGUAUUUAAAAUACAUCUAAUUUAUUACAUUGUAAGUACCACAAUUUGAGAAUUGAAUUUCUAAAUUAAUGAUAACACGCCUUUUGUAUUAUCAUGACAUUUUCCUAUAGUACAAGAGGAACACUCCAAGGUCAUAUUGAAUAGGUAGGUCUAUGGGGGGGGGGCUAUGAUUGAGCACCCUGGGUGAAUGUAUUGUAUUGGUGGAGUAAAGGAAAAUAUAUUGGCGAAUCCCGAAAAACCAAAGGUAUACAUCAGUCAGAGUCUUAUAACAAGUUUAUGGGUAAACAGUUUAGAGAUGUUGAUUUACCAAAAAUGAUAUUGUGUGAUUAUUAUAUAGUUGGAGCCGGGACUACAUGUGAUGUAGCAUGAUUUAUGUGUUAAAAAUUCUAGACAUACCCAUGAAUUUACCAUAGUAUUUACAUUUUAUGAUGUUAUUUAAUUAUUUAUUUAAUUAUUUAUACAAUUACUUAUUAUAAAAUAUAAUGCUAUUUAAUGUAUUGAUUUUACUGGAAUGGUGGGAGAGGGCAUAUAAAGUGUCUGAAAAAGGUUGGUGCCUUUAGACAAUGGGAUAUUGAUAAACUUCAUGUCACCAUAACAUAUGUUUACAUAAAAAUGUAUUUUAUAUUAAUAUAUUUCAGGGAUGGUUUGUUAAUUUUAAUGACUUUUAAAUUGUUGAUUUUAUUAUAGAUGUAUGUAAUUAAAUCACGGUACAUUGCACUCAGUAUAACUUAAACUACCUGUCACUAAAAUAUAUAUCUUAACACUGUAAUUUACAUACAGGAUGAUAUGAAAAAUAAUUUGUGUUUUAGCCAAAAUUUAUAUCUUACAAUAUAAUUAGGAAGACACCAUACAGGUUGACUGGACAAAACAGUCAGUGGGACUUUAUGUCAAAUACAGUUAGACCUGUGUAGAUUGAACGUUUUUUUGCCGAGAAAAAACAUUCAGUGUUGGGAGGUGUUCACUACAGAGGGAAAUUUAUACAGAAGUUGGUAGAGUAUUUGUGGGGGAAGAGUGUCCACUAGAGACAGGUGUAUACUAUAGAGGUGUUCACUAAAACAGGUUUUACUGUAUUUCAGUAUAUCAGAUAUGUUCACAGCAUCUUCAUUUUGCACCUUUAACCUUUGUAUUUUGAAGUUAUAACACCCUAUGUCUAGAAAAGUUAAAGGUUUGGAGAGGGGUCUUCUCGACUAAACAACUCUACAUUUAUGACUAAGACCAUUCUAUUAAUUAUUUAUUUUUAG
Molecule: messenger RNA, 3011 nt
Organism: Owenia fusiformis
Lineage: Eukaryota; Metazoa; Annelida; Polychaeta; Sabellida; Oweniidae
Source: the annotation of a GenBank genome assembly